This is a messenger RNA of Williopsis jadinii, 1279 nucleotides long. RefSeq names its product glycosyltransferase family 8 protein. The record is from RefSeq and is a predicted model, not a curated record. The transcript has a single exon. Lineage: Eukaryota; Fungi; Ascomycota; Saccharomycetes; Phaffomycetales; Wickerhamomycetaceae. The coding region runs from base 146 to 1168 and encodes 340 amino acids. Gene Ontology annotation, molecular function: glycosyltransferase activity. Gene Ontology annotation, cellular component: cytoplasm.
GAAAAGCCUGAGAAGUCCCCUUCAAAAAUUAGGAUAAAAAGCUCAACGCACAAAAAUCAAAACUUGGAUUGAUACCUCAACCAUAGACAUUCGUCUGUUCUAAAAAGAGCCGAGAAAGUGUGGAGAAAACAAAAAAAAACAGGCCAUGACAGAAGCGUACAUUACAAUUCUUACAAACGACCGCUAUUUACCUGGUGCCCUUGUUCUUGCCAAUGCCAUUAGGGAUCUUGGUACGACAAAGCGUCUUGCGAUCCUUGUUUCAAAUAUUUCCAAAGCCAGCGAAGAAUUGGUCAAAAAUGUCUACGAUGAAGUGAUCAACGUCAGCCCAAUUGUUAGUACCUCUUUACAACAGUUGAGCGAUUUGGGUAGACCGGAUUUGACUUCGACUUAUACGAAAAUCCUUAUUUGGAAACAAAUCCAAUUCUCUAGAGUUGUCUAUUUGGAUUCGGAUAUCUUGCCAGUGGUGCCAAUUGAUGGACUAUUCGAAAUAGAAUUGUCCCAUGAGCUCCCAAUUGCGGCUUCUCCAGAUGCUGGAUGGCCAGAUAUUUUCAAUUCUGGUGUUUUUGUCACGGAACCUUCAGAGGCAAUUUUUGAAGAGUUGUUUGCAACAAUCCAAAACGAGGAAUCACCAUCAUUCGAUGGUGGUGAUCAAGGGUUGUUGAAUGAAUACUUCUUGGGUAAAUGGGGAAGAUUGCCUUUCACUUUUAACGUCACUCCAACUGCAGGUUAUCAAUAUGUUCCAGCUUUCUUGAAAUUCUUUAAGGAUAUUAAAAUCAUUCAUUUCAUUGGCUUGAACAAGCCGUGGUUGUCAAGGGAUGCUUCACUUUUCGCAUCUGGAAGCUUUGGUAAAGGAUACGAAAUUAUGAAGUCUUUGCACGAAAAAUGGUGGAAAGUGUUCAACAGACACUAUUUUGGUAAGAUUGCCGGAGAAAUCUUUGCAAUCUCCAACAUCUCACCAAUUGAAGAUCACUCAGGUAAAGGGGAAGGUUGUCUCUUGGAUAUACCAAAAAUGACCAACCAGUGGGAUGACUUAAAAGUCAGUGACAUAACAAAUGAUACCCAAUCGAUUUCUGAGCCUGCUGUUGUGAUCACACCCUUGUUCCCAUGGGAGUUUCGUGAAAGAGUCGAGCCAGAAAGAGUGUUUUCGGAGAGUACCGACUCUUUCUGAAGUGUUCCGUUCUUGUAUUAUUAUCAUGGUUCAAUAUUCUUCGUUUUAUAGAGGAGGCAGUUCAUACAUUCUUUCCUACUCAGUUGGUUAAUUAUAAUACAGUAUUAUGAU